AUGGCUGCUGCGUUUCUGACGCCAGCCUCGACCUCGAACGCAACACUGAUUCCUACAGGCGCCCGAGACGCAGAGUCUAGCGACGCUCACUACCUCUCCGUCGACUCGGGAGGACAUUCGACGCCCAUCCUCACCCCGUCGCAGUCGAGCAACGGCCAGCCCGACACCGAUUCGAACCCAGGCUUUGAUGACGACUGGCACCCAUCAUCUGCGACUAGCCAUCCUGGUGGAUACGCGGGACCCACGCGCCGCCCAUCCAGCCUCGACCUCGACCUCGACCGCGACCGCGACAUUGACCGGCGCGCCGGCGAGGUCAUUGACGGGGAGCCGACAAUCAAUCAAUCGAUACGCGAGGAGACAUUCGCAGAAAUGUCGACAUGGGCGGGGCAGCCCCAUAUCAGGGGGAGUUCUGAGGCGAUGCGCAUGGUUCUCCUGACCUUCAACGCCAUCGGCAUCACCUUCACAUGGGGAGUGGAGAUGACCUUCAUGUCCUGCGCCAGGAGCCUGAUCGUCGACACUCUACCCAUCGAGAAACAACAAGCCGGUGCGGCAUGGUCCAGCAGAAUGUCCGCCAUGGGCCAUAUGAUGGGAUAUGGAGCGGGUGCUAUUGACCUCGUAGGCAUGUUGGGGACGACGCUUGGAGACACGCAGUUUAAGCAACUGACCCUGAUCGCCACCUUCUUCAUACUCUUCUCCUCGGGCGUGUCCUGCUGGGCGGUUACCGAGAGGGUGCUCGUCUCCACCCGACCAGACUCUCGCAAGCCUGCCGGCCGUUUCAAGGUCUUCAGCCAGAUCUGGUCCACGCUGCUUAACCUGCCCCCACGUAUCCAGGCCAUCUGCUGGGCACAGUUCUGGGCGUGGAUCGGCUGGUUCCCCUUCCUCUUCUACAGCGCGACCUGGGUCGGCGAGACGUAUUUUCGCUACGAUGCGCCCGAGGAGGCAAAGCACUCCAAAGACAUGCUCGGCGAUGUCGGUCGCAUCGGCAGUACCGCCCUCGUCAUCUACUCCACCGUCACCCUCAUCGGCGCCUGGAUCCUGCCCAUGGUCACAAAGUCGCCAGACGACGAGAAGUAUACGGCACGCCCGCCCCAAGGGCUGGCUACCCUCGCAGAAAAGUUCAGCAAGCGCAAACCCGACCUCAUGACCGUCUGGAUGGCCGGCCAUCUCAUGUUUGCGAGCGCCAUGUUCAUGGCUCCCUUCGCCGCCAGUUUCCGAUUUGCCACUUUCCUCGUCGUCAUCUGCGGACUUCCUUGGACCAUUGCCAUGUGGGCGCCCGUCACCUUUCUCGGCGUCGAGGUCAACAAGCUCAGCGGCGCCACAGAUGCUGGCGGCCCAGCCUACCGCCGCCUGUCCAACGCCGAUGACAUUGAGCUGCCAGCCAUCAGCGCAGACCACGCUCUGCAUCUGGAGCAUGGGUCCGACACGCCUGGCGCUUCAUCGUCAACGGGCGAACUGUCGGGCAUCUAUUUCGGUAUCCUCAACAUCUACUCAACGUUGCCGCAAUUUAUUGGUACCUUCAUCAGCACCAUCGUCUUUACGAUCCUCGAGCCCGGCAAGAGCCCCGAGCUUGCCAAGGGGGCCGAUCCCGCUGAGCAUCAUGAUACUGACGGCCCCAACGCCAUUGCCGUAUGUCUCUUCAUCGGCGCCAUCUCUGCGGUCGGCGCCGCAUACGCCACUUCGAGGUUGAGAUAUCUGUGA
Verticillium alfalfae VaMs.102 is the source of this 1698-nucleotide messenger RNA. RefSeq names its product general alpha-glucoside permease. Bases 1 to 1698 code for a protein of 565 amino acids. The transcript has 4 exons. Gene Ontology annotation, molecular function: sucrose:proton symporter activity. NCBI's taxonomy places the organism in Eukaryota, Fungi, Ascomycota, Sordariomycetes, Glomerellales, Plectosphaerellaceae. The record is from RefSeq and is a predicted model, not a curated record. Gene Ontology annotation, cellular component: membrane.